Messenger RNA from Ochotona curzoniae (black-lipped pika), 2431 nucleotides. RefSeq names its product complex I intermediate-associated protein 30, mitochondrial-like. Gene Ontology annotation, cellular component: mitochondrion. The coding region runs from base 149 to 1126 and encodes 325 amino acids. NCBI's taxonomy places the organism in Eukaryota, Metazoa, Chordata, Mammalia, Lagomorpha, Ochotonidae. The record is from RefSeq and is a predicted model, not a curated record. Gene Ontology annotation, biological process: mitochondrial electron transport, NADH to ubiquinone; mitochondrial respiratory chain complex I assembly. The transcript has 5 exons.
AGUGUGGUUCUUCGGCUUGGGGACCGGCGGCCGCAGUCCGCUCGGACGUCCCGGGCGCGGAGGGCGCCUAGCCCUGUGGAAUUGAACUGCUUGACACUUCAUUUCCUGAUAGACCGGGAGAAAUUAACAAUUGGGACUUUUCCUUAUCAUGGCUUGGUUUCCCAAAUUGCUUAAAGGCACUUUUAUUCUCAGAAAAUACCCAAAGUACAGGGUUGCCUCGUCUUGUAUUUGCUUUGCAGACUAUUGUUCGGGUACUCUCCCAAAGCCAGUGUCUGCUGCUGGGAAAGCCUCCCAGCUGGGAACAGCUCAAGGGGACUUGCAAGGACAUCAGCAGAAAGAAACUGGUGUGAGUGUGCCUUCUCCCGAGGAGACACCCCAAGUUAGCUUUGAUCAAGCCAUUGCAGAAGAAGUCAAGGACCAUCUUAGGCAUUUAAAGGAUGAAAUUGUGAGCCAUUGGAUAGGACCAGAAGGCCGGCCGCUGCAUGAAGUCUUGAUGGAACAAGCCAAGGUCAUCUGGCGGUUUCGUGGAAAAGAAGAUUUGGCUAAGUGGACAGUGACUUCUGAUAAGACGAUAGGAGGCAGAAGUGAAGUGUUCUUGAAAAUGGGCAAGAAUAACCAGAGUGCUCUGCUCUAUGGCACGCUGAGCUCCCAGGCCCCUCAGGAUGGUGAAAGUAGCCGUGGCGGCUACUGUGCCAUGAUGUCCAAGGUGCCCAGGGGCUUCUUGGAGAGGAAGAAAUUCUAUGAUUGGUCCCAGUUCAACACCCUGUAUCUCCGAGUCCGUGGGGAUGGCCGACCUUGGAUGGUGAAUAUCAAGCAGGAUACGGAUUUAGUGCAGAGGAGCAAUCAGAUGUACAGUUACUUCAUGUUCACGCGUGGGGGCCCCUACUGGCAGGACGUCAAGAUUCCUUUUUCCAAAUUUUUCUUCUCAAACCAAGGGAGAGUACGGGACGUGCAGCACCAGCUGCUUCUUGACAAGAUCUCUUCUAUCGGAUUCACCCUGGCUGACAAAGUGGAUGGUCCAUUCUUCCUGGAAAUUGAUUUUAUUGGAGUGUUUACUGAUCCAGCCCACACAGAAGAAUUUGCCUAUGAAAAUUCUCCAGAGCUUAACCCAGGACUUUUUAAAUAGAGUAUUGUGUGCCAGUUUUGUGUUUGCUAAACUAAGCCUGUAACCAUCAACAGUGAUAAAGAAAAAGAUAAAUUAUUUCUUGAAAGGCAUCCAACCAGUGGCUGGUAUGUAUUCCCUGACGAGGCCGACUCUGUGGUUGAGAGGGACGAAUUAUGCUCUGUGCCCUGUGCUGUAGCUCAUAGAAUGCGAGUGCCAGUGCAGAGGUAUUAUGUCAGUAACUUACUUGUUAGCUGAUUGCUUCCUUUUUUUUUUUUUUUUAAAGAUUUGUUUACUUGAAAGAGAUAUGUGUAAUGAGGAAGAACACAGAACUUCAAACUGCUUGUUCACUCCCUAGAUGGUCACAGCAGCCAAGGCUCGGCCAAACCAAAGCCAGGAGCCAGGAACUUCAUCUGGGUCUCCCACGUGUUUGGCAGGAGUCCAAAUAAUUGAGCUUCUGACACUUUUCUCAGGCCACAACCAGAGAGCAGAAUGGGGAAGUGGAGCAACCAGGAUGGUGCCCAUAUGGGUUCCCCUGGCACAUGCAAGGCAAGGACUUAAACCACCAGGCUACUGUGUCAUGCCCUAAAAAUAAAUCUCAAAAAAUAAAAGUGGUUAUACUCUUUUACAUUCAUAGAAAUAUAUUGGACCCAGAGGCUUUUUUUUGAGUGAUCAGCUUCUGUCUCUUGGUAGGAAAAUAUGAAUUUUUCAAAUUCUCAGGUACAGGCCAUGUUCUGAACAUAUGCAAAAUAAAGAUAAUAAAACCCAAGUGGUGUUAUGCAAAUACAAAGGAAAAUAUGCUUAUUUUUUUGGAGGGGAUGAGGAACGGUAUACUCUUAUUAAUCUUAGUUGGUCAACUAAAUCUUGAAAGACUUAUGCUUAGAAAGGAUAAAUUAACAUAAUAAAAAAUUUUAUUUAUGAAAGUCUUGAGUAGUAUAAAACUCAAACUCUAUUUGGAGGAAGAAAUGAGGAUAUUAUGUAAGCAACUCUUUUUCCAUAAAAUAAGAUGCAAGGUUGACAUAGAAUGGUCACCCUCAAAUCAUAAGACCCUGUACCUUUUUAAAUAAGCAAGGCUAGAACAGACUCAAUAAUAAAUUGUUAACAGACGUUAAGUAUAUGCAGUGAUCUGAACAAAGAGGCAAACAAACAAGAUCCUUUCUAGUAAACACAGAUACCAUACUCAUGCCCCUGGUCCACAAAGAUGACUAGAGGAGGAAGACCACAGGAUGAAGAGGCGGCCUUUCCACCCCAGCUCCCCAGCCAGCCGCUUUUGUCUGCUCUCAUUCCACUGGAACUCAUGCUGCCACUGGCUGCCCUCAGCUAGUGUGU